This is a messenger RNA of Cinara cedri, 1044 nucleotides long. Lineage: Eukaryota; Metazoa; Arthropoda; Insecta; Hemiptera; Aphididae. The record is from the annotation of a GenBank genome assembly.
AUGGUUAAUAAAACUAAACAAAUGGUAUUUAAUAAUUAAAGGUACUUUUGUACAUUUUUAAUAAAUAAAAUAUGUCACUGCAAAAUCAUAACUAAUUAUUUAUAGAUGAGGAAGCAAUUCAGAACUUCCUAAAUACUAAAGAUUCAAAUUUGUUGCUAAUCCAACAAAUCAGGCAAAUUAUCAAUUAUGAGGAAUCAUUCAUUGAUGAAACAUUGGACGCUGUUGAUCCAAAAGUAUUGGACAAAGAACUGGUCAAGUGAGUUAUUUUUAUGUUACCUACCUAUAAUACCCAUCAGUAACUCCCAAACUAUUUGAUUAAAUUAUGAAAGAGUAGAGAUUGAUUAACAUAGCAUAAGUAGUGGUAGUUUGAAAGCACUAUAGUGCUGUAUUUUAAAAAUUAAAUUAAUUGCAUAAAAAUUUAAUACCAUCAUACUCCAAAUUUGAUAUUUUAAGAGAGAAUUUAUAUAAGGUAUUAGUGUAUGUAUACUAUACAUAUAGAUGAGAAAUAUUAAAUAAAAGAUGGAGUGAGAUUUAUAAAGUUAGUGUGAUAAAAUAUGAAAAAUAUAGUUUGUUUGCCAUCUUAUAAAUAUCUACUUUAUUUUGUAUAAUAGUAUAUAAUAAAACAAUGAAAAUUGUUUGGUAUUUGAAUUUCAAGACUCAAAUUAAACUUAAAACAAAAUAGGUACUAUUAUAAAAGUUUAAUUUCUUGAACUUCGUUGCUGUCCUUGAUAGCUACUAUCUAUAUUUUAAGAUUGGUAUUUAAUUGUUAGAAAUAAGAAAAAAACAACUAUUUGAAUUAUUUUAUAUUAUAUCAAAAUCUAAAUUGCAAUAGUUACCUACUAAACAUUAACCUUUACUGUAUGUGCUUAAAUGUAUUUCAGAGCAAAUAUAAUGGACUCAAUUAAAAUUAUCAGCGAUUUCAUGGACAUGUAUAACGCAGAUAUCAGAGGAUGUGAUCCAUCAGAAAUAAUUAAAAUCAUGCAUUUCAUUAAUCUUCAAUUAAAAGCUGCAAUACGAUUGAAAUUAAUUGACGAGACCAAUUAA